CCAGAUUCAUUUAGCUGACUUGUGUUUGACGUUGGCGCUGUGGAUGCUGGAGAGAGAGAGAGAGAGCUGAGGCUAUUUAAAGAGGGUCAUCCAGUCACGGAGAAAUAGCAGAAGGUCCACUGCGUUGACGAACCCGCCUCUAAAUGGUUUUCAUCCUGCACUGUGUAUCUGUCUGCGGCUUCUUACUCUUUAUUAGUCCGGACUGAAGCCGACUCUCUGCUGUGACAACCAGCCGUCGACCAGACCCAUCCAGUUCCCCUCCUCUAAGGGCUUUUCUACUAUUUUUUUUUUUUGUUUUAAUUCAUAAUUCAUCUUCGGGGAUACCUUAGAUAAUGGGUAAAGACUACUACAAAACGCUGGGCAUCUCUAAAGGAGCCACAGAGGAGGAUGUAAAGAAAGCGUACAGAAAACAGGCGCUGAAAUGGCACCCGGACAAAAACAAGUCUGCAGCCGCCGAGGAGAAAUUUAAGGAAAUCGCCGAGGCUUAUGAAGUGCUCAGUGAUCCGAAGAAAAGAGAAGUUUACGAUCAGUAUGGAGAGGAAGGUCUCAAGGGAGGAAAUGGGCCCACUGCUGAUGGACAAGGCAGCACCUUCACCUACACGUUCCACGGGGACCCUCAUGCCACCUUCGCCACUUUCUUCGGGGGUUCAAACCCCUUCGAGAUGUUCUUUGGGCGUAAAGCAAACGGCCGAGACGACGAGGACAUGGACGUGGACGGAAACGACCCCUUUGGCUCCUUCACCAACUUCAACCUGAACGGAUUCCCUCGGGACGGGCACAUCGGCCCCGGGGGGCCUCAGCGCCGGAAGCAGGACCCGGCCAUCAUCCAUGAACUGAGGGUCACCCUGGAGGAGGUCUUCCACGGUUGCACCAAGAGGAUGAAAAUCUCUCGCAAAAGGCUAAAUCCAGACGGCAGGACCAUGCGCACAGAGGAUAAGAUUCUCACAAUUGAGAUCAAGCGGGGUUGGAAGGAGGGAACCAAGAUCACAUUUCCACGGGAAGGAGAUGAGUCACCAAGUACGAUUCCUGCUGACAUUGUUUUCGUCAUCAAGGAUAAGCCCCAUCCACACUUUAGGCGAGAGGGCUCGAACAUUGUCUAUCCUGUGCGUGUGAGCUUGCGACAGUCGUUGUGCGGCUGCUCGGUUACCGUGUCAACGAUAGAUGGCAAGACGUGCAACAUGAAGAUCACGGAUGUCGUCAAGCCCGGCAUGAGAAAGACUGUCAGUGGGCAGGGUCUCCCCUUGCCCAAAAACCCCGAACAGAGAGGAGAUCUGGUGGUGGAGUUUGACGUGAACUUUCCCGACACCUUACCCGGCAACGCCAAGGACGUCCUGAAACGGCAUUUACCAACCUAGGAAAAAUGAGACAACCACAUGACAAAGCUCGUUACUGAACACACCCGCACUAUCACACACACAAACACACGAGGACAGUUCUGAAAGUCCACAGAUGGACCCCCUGCUGGGGGAUGUGCAAUCUCUAUUUUUGAGCUAUGUGGUGUUUUUAUAAAUACCAUGCAUGCUGCCAGGCUGAUAUAAGUGAAAGACUGUCUGGGUUGUUCAUAACAUGUUAUGUUUGUGCGCCUUUGCUACAAUCACUUUAUCUUUUUGUUUGUGCAAAUAUUCGGUAGUGAAUGGGUCGACAGUUGCCAAAAAAAAUCUGUUAUCCUGGGGAAACAUUGCAGUGCCAGAUAAGUUAUUUUUCUUGCUUUUAUUUUAAUUUAAAAGGCUUUAUUACUGAGAUUUUUUUGCCACCUGCCAUCCAUGUUUAUUUUGUUAUGAAUAGAAAAACAGCCUCAAUUUAGAGGCUUUCUUUAAAUGUGCGUACAGGUAACUCAAGAGGAAACUGGAUGAAUGAUGUGGAUCGUCACGUGUGUA
Messenger RNA from Labrus mixtus (cuckoo wrasse), 1877 nucleotides. It is a transcript of the gene dnajb4, whose product is annotated as DnaJ heat shock protein family (Hsp40) member B4. The coding region runs from base 333 to 1355 and encodes 340 amino acids. Gene Ontology annotation, cellular component: cytosol. The record is from RefSeq and is a predicted model, not a curated record. The transcript is spliced from 3 exons. Lineage: Eukaryota; Metazoa; Chordata; Actinopteri; Labriformes; Labridae. Gene Ontology annotation, molecular function: protein-folding chaperone binding.